Brassica napus (rape) is the source of this 2678-nucleotide messenger RNA. RefSeq lists its product as uncharacterized. The record is from RefSeq and is a predicted model, not a curated record. Lineage: Eukaryota; Viridiplantae; Streptophyta; Magnoliopsida; Brassicales; Brassicaceae. The transcript has a single exon. Bases 463 to 783 code for a protein of 106 amino acids.
UAUAUAAUAUAACAUUUCCUAGCAAUUUAAUUUUAGACUAACAAAAUUUUCAAUUUAUUUUCAAGCCGCCACGUAAGCAAAAUUAGCGUUAUAAUCAUGUGACAACUCGGUAUGACAUUUUUUAAUUAGUACAAAUUACGUGUUAUAACUUUUUAAAUGUUUCUUUAUUAAUAAAUAGGAGAUUAUUUCAUUGUAUUCGCAAGGAAAAAGAAUUACAAUGGAAAAAGCGGAGUAUACGAUUUCAUCACACAAUUAAUUGCAUGUUGGUCAAACAAACUAGUAAACUUUCCCAAUAUUUGAUAUCUUAUAGUCAAUCUUUCUAAACUUAUCUUUUCUUUUGUUUGACCGAUGACUAGUACUAGAACUCAUUUCACUGCUAUUUAUCUACCCGAAUCAAAGGUCUCUUCAGCUCUUACACAAUCCAAACCUACAAAAUCAAUUAUUUUUUAAUCUUGUCAAAAAAUGAAACCCCAACAAAUCAAAGUCAUGUUUUUCUUGUUAGCUGUAAUCUCAGCCUUAAUCGUCCAAAUAUUGGGAGUCCAAAAUGUUCAGCCGAAUACGACGUUAUUAUGUCCCAAGAAAACGGCUUUAGAUACAGUGGCUGGAUGUUUCGAGGCUGUGAAAUUAGCAUCUGGUAAUGAUACCAGAUUGCUAACAAGAGAGUGUUGCCAAGCAGUGAAAGCACUUCCUGAAUGCCUCUUGAUUGUCUAUCCUACCAGAGCUUUAAAUACAUUAAUCUUUAAAGCCAUAUGUGUUAAAAAGUUCCCUGGAUCUACUUUAUAAUCUUUGUGUUAUCUUUUUAACGAGAUAUUAAAUAAUUAGUAAAAUAUAAUUUAUAAUUCUAUGAAGAGAAUCUUACUCCUUCCGUUUCUCCCUCCGUUUCUUAUUGUACGUAGUUAAAGAAAAAAAAUUUUGUUUCAAAAUAUAAGUAGUUUUUAAAUAUUUAGAUAACUUUUACAUUUAUUGGAUAUAGUGUAACCAAUAAAAUAAUAUCAAUGUUUUAUAUAAUUGGUUGAACUAAUUAAUUAAAUAUUUUUUUUUUAAAUACUAAUUUUUUUAAUAUUAGUGUUUUUAAUCUAAACUAGUUAUAUUGUCAAACGGAGGGAGUAUCAUUUUACAAAUCCCAAACAAUCAUCGGGCUUGAUGAAUGUUUCAUUGUCCUUUCGCUUUCUUCGAGGACCAUGUUCAUGAUCUUAUUAUACUCCGAAUUCUCCGAAACUCUCAUGAUCUAUAAGCAAUAUUCCGAAUUCUUACAAAAACAAUAAUUAGCAGAGGAAAAAAAUAAUUCCCCAUUUAUGGUUUUGGAUGCCUUAAGUCUGUAAUCAUUGCUUUGUUUCUAGUAAUUUACUGUCGACCGUGUAAGUUAUUAUCAAGAUUUUUUUUCAUCUCUUUACUGUAAAAUAUUUUUGUGAAUAGAUGUGAUCGUAUAAUGAAUUUGAUAUUCAUGGGUCUAAAUGGAAAGGUAUGUGAAAAUUAGGGGUAGAUAUGUCGGCUUUUUUUUUGGUUUCUUUAAUCUUCAAUGUACUAUAUACUGAUUUUUAUGUGUUUGAAUCAGUGUUUUUAAAACCGGACCGGAAGCUGAACCGGAAAUAUUUUUGGUCACGGUUCAAUAUGGUUCGACCGGAUCAAAUCUGGUUCAAUAAUAUGGUUUAAUAUUUUUUUUAGUAUGUAAAUAUAAAAGUAAUAUUAGUAAACAUGAUGUAUAGUUAAAAUAUAAAUCAAUUUUGAACAUAAAAUAUUAUAAAUAUAAAUUAGUUUCUUGUUUAUAUGGAUGAUUUAUAGAUUUUCGAUAUUUUUAGUGGUUUUUAUUGGUUUAAUAACUUUGAAAUAUAAUCCGGCUAUGUGGUCGAACCAAUUACUAGACCAGCCUGGCUAUAUAACCGGUUCACGGUCGAACCAGGUCCAACAAUCGGGUCGGUCCGGUUUUAAAAACACUGGUUUGAAUUAAAUUUGGUUUGUUAAAUCAAAAUCCCCAGUGACGCCUUAUUGGCUAAAGUGGCUGGGUGAUUGAUCUCGAACUCCUCUUCCAUACUAGGCCAGAUUCUGUUUGGAAAAUACUGUCAUACCAAGCAGUUUUUGGAAGCCAAAGCGCCAAAAUCAGACACGGAUGGCACCGAAUUUUAGCGGGGCAAAAAAUGCUUCAGAAGGUCUAGGAUGGACAUUUGGUUCGGUUGCAGACAUCAAAUUGGCAGGAAAUGCUCCCAGCUUAAGCAACAUGGCUGAGUGGCAGCAGGGCCGGCUAAGUGGGAAUAACAAACAGUGGACCCGGGCCCACCUAAAACCCAAUAAAUUUUAAUAACAUAAAAGACCCAUAUAUAUAUAUAUAUAUAUAUAUAUAUAUUCUUUUUUUCUUUUUAUAACAAGUGCCUAGAUUUUUUUUUCUGAUACUUAGCGUCUGUGUUCGAAAACGCGCCGCGUUAACCGAGUUCUCGGCCGGACAGGUGCUGCUCGUGUGGCCACCGUAGCGAAAAGGGUCUGAUCGGGGUGACCAGGCGGUGACCCGACCCGACGUUUCUCCGAGUUCAACGUAGAACUGAAGAAAUCAGCGCACAAAAUCUCUAUUCCAAACUGUUUGAAUCUAAUAAUAUUGACCCCAGAUCUCCAAAAUCGAAAUUAAUUGACUAAUUUACGCUGUAAACAUCAAGAAAAGUAAAAAAAAAAUGAAAGACAAUCUGUAU